UGGUCGGUUAGCUGUGGUUCUGCAUUACAAAAACCCAUCUAGAAAAACCUGUUCUUCAGAUUAGCAAACAAAUAAAUAAAGCCAAGCACCCUGAUGUGCGAUGGCUGGGAUCCCACUGGGUGUGGUUAGAGAGGGCAGGCGGCCAGGGGGAGGCAAAUCUCUCCAGCAAUCAUACCCACCCUAACUUGGUGGGUAUCCCACCCAGAUCGGUCAGAACUCCGCCAAACCCACUCAGUGCAUCCCCCCCGUCAGCAUCUCCCCACUGUCACCAGCAGGUUUUGACGCAGAUUGCACUGCUUUUGGGCACUCGAUCACAUCCUUUGUGAACGGAUCGCUCAGCGAAAAGCAUUCUCCCCCCACCUAAAGCGUGCUGUUUUGAUGGCCCUGCGCACUGGGACGACUUGGUUUGGUCAGGUCUUGCGCAGAGUUAGGUUGCAGGGAUCCUGGUCCCGGCGAUCGAGCAGCUUGCUUUGCCUGUCCGCCCCCGAGAAAGCCAUCGACGAGGACCAGUACAUCUCGGAUAAGUUGAGCAGCCGCUGCCGGGAUCCUGGCUGCUGCACCCGGGCUUUCUCGGUGGACCUCGCCCGUUUGGAGAAUAGCAGGGAGAGCGGACAUGAGCCGCUCACAAGCCGCUUUUUGGAGGCCAUGAAGCGGCAGAACGUGCGAACUCUAUCCUUGAUCAUCUGCACGUUCACUUACCUGCUGGUGGGAGCCGCUGUCUUCGAUGCCCUCGAGUCCGAGUUUGAAAUGGAGCAGGGUGGAAAACUGAAAGAACAGCAGAUCGGGCUCAAGGGCAAGUAUAACAUUAGCGAUGAAGAUUACAAGCAACUGGAAGUGAUCAUCAUGCAAGCGGAGCCCCACAGAGCAGGAGUUCAGUGGAAAUUCGCUGGAUCCUUUUAUUUUGCUAUUACAGUGAUCACGACUAUAGGAUAUGGCCAUGCAGCUCCAGACACUGACGCAGGUAAAGCUUUUUGCAUGUUUUAUGCCGUGCUAGGAAUACCACUGACCCUAGUCAUGUUCCAGAGUCUGGGAGAACGGAUGAACACAUUUGUCAAAUACCUUUUGAAAAGAAUAAAGAAAUGCCUCGGCAUGAAAAGCACAGAUGUGUCGAUGGAGAACAUGGUGACCGUGGGAUUCUUCUCUUGCAUGGGCACCCUUUGCAUUGGAGCAGCUGCCUUUGCACAUUAUGAAGACUGGAACUUCUUUCAUGCAUAUUACUACUGCUUUAUUACAUUGACUACAAUAGGGUUUGGAGACUUUGUAGCCCUCCAGAAAGAUAAGGCUCUGCAGAAAAGACCACUGUAUGUGGCCUUUAGCUUUAUGUAUAUUUUAGUAGGUUUGACGGUUAUUGGAGCAUUCCUCAACCUGGUGGUUCUCAGGUUUUUGACCAUGAACAGUGAAGAUGAGCGACGGGAUGCUGAAGAGAGAGCUUCUUUGGCAGGGAAUAGGAACAGCAUGAUCAUUCACAUCCAGGAGGAUCCCCAACAGGGCCGUCAGCGGUACAAAACCGAGGUGACAGAUCUGCAGUCUGUUUGCUCCUGCAUGUGCUCCAGAUCCCAUGAGUACACCAAUCAGGUGGUAUCUCACCAGAAUUCGUUCAGCUCCCAACUUAAUCCCCAGUACUUUCACUCAGUAUCUUACAAGAUAGAAGAGAUUUCACCAAGCACAUUGAAAAACAGUCUAUUCCCAUCCCCUGUGAGCUCUGUGUCACCAGGUUUACAUAGCUUCAAUGAGAACCACAGGCUCAUGAGAAGGAGAAAGUCUAUUUGAAAUAUUUCUAUUUUGAUUUGUUUUUGAGCGUGCUGGAGAAGAUGAGGAAAAUACAAUAACCUUACUCUGGGACUCAGAAACCAAGCAUGAAGCAUGGUUAAUAAAAGCUCUACAUCAGCAACAAUAUGCCUUAUCGAUGGCAGAUGGAAUUUUAGGAACAAGCAAAAUGCUGGGCAUCUAUUGGAACUACUUCAGCAAGGGGACUGGUAACAUUGACAUUAUUCUGCUUGGAAGUGAUUGUAAACUGUUAGAAUGAGGAAGUUUUAUUGGUGAAAGUGGGGAUGUGUGUGUAUGGCAUACAAUGUAUCAGGUAUUAAUUUUUUAAAACCAUUUAACUGAGUUUCAGAUUUGACAAACAGACGAACCCAAAUCGUAUUGCCAAGACAGCAUGCGCAUUAGUAAAUGAAGCAGUUGGUAUACUGGAUGUGCCAUUGUAUUUUCAACAGCUGGCUCUUUAUUACUGGAUUGUAAAAUGCUGAAAGAUAAUUUCAGCAUGCCAGUUUAAAUGCAUGUGCUUUGUACAACUGGUAUGCAUUAUAACUUACCUGAGAACACAAAUUAAUUAGCAAUGAAAUUAAUAAAACAAUUCAUAUUUAUUGAUUUAUGAAUAGUAUUUAUGCUUUUGCAGCAAUUCCAGCCAUUUGUUCUUUCUUGGCUUCUGUGGUUAUUUUGACAGAGGGAAGAGGAGUAAAAAUGAAUGGUUGGAGUUGCAUUUAAUAACUUUAGUGCAGUUAUGAUUGGCAUGAAAUGGAAUUAGUUUUUGAAUGCCUGGAUAGGGACAAUACGUUUAGAAAAUCAGCAACAAAAAAGAUUUUCCUCUUCAGAAGGUCUAACAGUUUAAGUGACUUUAACUGUUAUUUCCAAAAACCAUUUUUUUUUGCUGUUGUAUGACAUAAUUCAAAUGAUAGGAAGCUGUAACAAAAUGUUUACAACUCAAGGAAGCUUUUAUGCUCAUGUACAAAAUGUAAUUAAUGGGGUUGCUUCUUUUUUUGUAAUGAUUGCACUAACAUGUAUAUAUUUUACAUUGUCUUUACAAUUACUGCAGUGUUGUAAAAUAAUGCACUUUUCUAUUUUUUUCAUUAAAAUAUGGCACGUUUCAAAAUGUACAUUGUUGCUUUUAUAACGAAUGUACAUGGUUAAGGGAAAUCAUGUAAAUUUGUACCACAGAAGCUAACUUCAGUGGUCAUAUUUUGUACAAAAGUACAGACAUCUAUAGAGAUUUAUGAAUACAUAAUAUAUUCAAAUUUGAAUGAAAAUGUACAGAGAAGAUUUAACGGAUGAAUUUAAGU
Stegostoma tigrinum is the source of this 3059-nucleotide messenger RNA. Its product is annotated as potassium channel subfamily K member 9. Gene Ontology annotation, molecular function: potassium ion leak channel activity. Bases 379 to 1770 code for a protein of 463 amino acids. The transcript is spliced from 2 exons. The record is from RefSeq and is a predicted model, not a curated record. NCBI's taxonomy places the organism in Eukaryota, Metazoa, Chordata, Chondrichthyes, Orectolobiformes, Stegostomatidae. Gene Ontology annotation, cellular component: membrane. Gene Ontology annotation, biological process: potassium ion transmembrane transport; stabilization of membrane potential.